This is a messenger RNA of Siniperca chuatsi (mandarin fish), 4759 nucleotides long. It is a transcript of the gene rabgef1, whose product is annotated as RAB guanine nucleotide exchange factor (GEF) 1. Gene Ontology annotation, biological process: vesicle-mediated transport. The transcript is spliced from 9 exons. The coding region runs from base 326 to 1867 and encodes 513 amino acids. Gene Ontology annotation, molecular function: DNA binding; guanyl-nucleotide exchange factor activity; zinc ion binding. The record is from RefSeq and is a predicted model, not a curated record. Gene Ontology annotation, cellular component: endocytic vesicle; cytosol. NCBI's taxonomy places the organism in Eukaryota, Metazoa, Chordata, Actinopteri, Centrarchiformes, Sinipercidae.
CCUCCGAUGUUCCGUGACGACAUGUACCAAUCCUUCGAAAUUAGUCCCCAAUGCGGAAGUAAAUACACUUCUGACUUGAACCUGCAUUCCUGGGUAAAACAAUCAUAUACGUAUGACACGGGUUGUCAGAACAAUUAUGGUCCCACUUCGAGAUAAUAAAUUGAAGAAAAUGUUUCUAAUCUCGCUGCAAUCGUGUCGUCGCCGGACUUCCGUGUUGUUGUCAAGGAAACGUCAUUGUCUUGACCCGCCAUGCUUCGUCAUCUCACAUAACAAACGAACUGUUCCUGCCUGUGGUCGGUGAAAACAUAAUAGGUCGUCCGGCAUCAUGAGUCAGCGGACGGAGCGACGGGGGAUACAUGUGGACCAAUCAGACCUGCUGUGCAAAAAGGGAUGCGGUUACUAUGGCAACGCAGCAUGGCAGGGCCUGUGCUCCAAGUGCUGGAGGGAGGAGUACCAGCGGGUACGGCAGAAACAGAUCCAGGACGACUGGGCCUUGGCAGAAAAGUUGCAGCGAGAGGAGGAGGCAGCGUAUGCCAGUAGUCAUGGAGCGCAGACGCAGCCCCACUCCCAGUCCACAGCACCACAACCACACCCAGGGCAUGCCUCGCUAGGACCCUUCUCCAAGUUUGAGGAGAAGAAGACCAAUGAGAAGACACGGAAAGUGACCACCGUUAAGAAGUUCUUCAGCCCUUCAUCACGCACUGCUACCAAGAAAGAAACCCAAGAGGGCAAGACAACUAGUCCAUCCAUCAGCCGCCGUGCAAGUUUCGAUACAGACCAAGUGUCCAAGGACUUUGUGGACUUCUUGAAAAACCUCCAGAAGCCCGGCCGGGAAAUCCAUAAGCAGUGUCGAGCCUUCAUUGUGAACAUGUCGAGCAAGAAGGACCUGAGUGCUGACGAGCUGUCCGAGUGCGUUCAGGAUUUCUACCAGAGCCUGGCUGACCGCUUGAUGAGUCACUUUAAAGGCUCUUCAGAGUCUGUGGAGCAGGUGAUGGACCAAGUGGAAAAGUACAUAAUGACUCGUCUGUAUAAGAGCGUCUUCUGUCCAGAAACCACAGAUGAUGAGAAGAAGGACUUGGCCACCCAGAAGAGGAUAAGGGCCUUACACUGGGUGACCAUCCAGAUGCUCUGCGUGUCUAUGGAUGAAGAAAUCCCUGAAGUCGCUGAGAAUGUGGUCAAAGCAAUAACAGAUGUCAUUGAGAUGGACUCGAAGAGGGUUCCUCGGGACAAACUUGGAUGCAUCACGCGCUGCAGUAAACAGAUCUUCAGUGCCAUUAGGAUCACCAAGAAUGAGCCGGCCUCAGCUGACGACUUUCUCCCAGCGCUCAUUUACAUUGUGCUCAAGGCUAACCCUCCACGACUCCAGUCCAACAUCCAGUACAUCACCCGCUUCUGCAACCCCAGCAGGCUGAUGACCGGAGAGGAUGGAUACUACUUCACCAACCUGUGCUGUGCAGCAGCUUUUAUCGAGAAGUUGGACGCUCAGUCUCUCAACCUUUCCCCAGAGGAAUUUGAGCGCUACAUGUCAGGCCAAGCUUCACCGCGAUUCAACAGCUCCGAGGGUGACUGGCCAGACACUGGUUCGGCACUUGGCAUGACUGCCGCAAACCCUGUCCUGGCUCAGCUCAACUACAAUCUGGAGCUGCUGUCGGGCCUCAGCAGCCGGCAGGAGACGCUGAUGGAGGCUGCGCAGAGCCUGCAGGCCGACCUCCUCUCCUGGCCCGAGGGGGUACAGCGGGAGGUGCACGACAUCCUGGAGAAAUACCCUCUAGAGAUUCUGCCUCGCACAGUUUCUGCCAUUGAUGCCAACAACGUGGACAAUGACAACCUGCCACCACCCCUCACGCCGCAGGUGUUCGCAGGGUAGUGGAGUCUACAAAGGGAGGAAAAACAUUGCACAUACAGCAAGGGUACUCCUGCUUUUAAAAGUCAGCUCAUUGCCUGUGUUUUGAGUUUGAUGGUAACAUCCCACAUGCACUAAUAUCCUGAAUAGUUUGGAGCCUCGUCUUGCUGAGCUUCUUCUGCACCUUAAACACCUGGUUACACCAGUAUUUAUAACAGCGAAAUCAUUUAAUUUCAAUCAAAUCGCAGAGAUCACUGGAUUCGCUUGUAGGGGCGAAAUAAAUUUGCACGAAUCUUUCAUGUCAAUUUCAUCUUUCACAUGCGAAGUCACACUGUUGACCAAUAGCAAGUUGUCUGGACGGUGUUGACCUUUGAGGGAAUGGAGAGCCAGAGAGUCCAAAAUGGAGGAAGGCAAGGCAGCAUUAAAAUAUAUAGCACAUUACAAACACAGAGGCAUUUCAAAGUGCUUUACAAAGGCAAAGAAAAGCAUUAUAAUGACCUUUAAAAACAAUAAGCAAUAAGCUAAUAUAGCUUAUUAGUUGUGUCGCACCAUUUACUUUUAUUAAAGCUCCUCUGUCGGAGUAAACUUAGUUAGCAAGCUAGCUAGCGCGGAGAGCUUAUUUUUCCUGUCUUCAGUAACUCGACAGUACGAUGUACAACACUGAGAACAAAAUGCCAAGACGGAGUAAAUGGCACAGUACAGAGAAAACACAGAGAUAUUGUGACUGACGCUAGCAUGUUCUGGCCUGCUAGCAUGUUAGCUGCUGGACGUUACGUAACGUGCAGGUGAUGUUCACCUGUUGGAGAAGCUAACAUUUAAGUUAGCCUAUACAAAGUCUUGUGAAACAGAUUCUAAUAUAAUAUAUCCACUGGAAUGAAACUGAAAACAUGAACUUCUCUUGUGUUGUUAGUUUGAUCAUACUGCCCUCAAAACAUAUACAUAAAAUUAAAAUUAAAAAGCUAUUAUUUUUAGUAUUUUAUAACUAGUAUUUUUUAACUCCUUACCGCUCAGGAUAAAAACGUAACGGUACGGUUUUUGACAAACACAAAAUCACCAUAUACAACAACCUAAUCUUUAACAUUAGCUGAUUUAAUGCAUUAAGUUGGAUCCUACUCUAUUUUUUCCACAUAUUGCUAACGUUAAAAUGCUAAUGUUAGGUACAAAUGUCUUUAGAAAAGACUUAAGAUAAAGUUGUCUGCUCAGUAAGACUUUAAUACAUAAUACAUUUCACUCUUUGUGUGGCUUUUUUUAUUUCACUUGAGGAGUCACCAAGCCUCCUGGUGUGACUGGGCCUUUAUGGUUAUCAAAUCAGCUGCCAUCUGGUUAAGUGCAAAGAAAAAACAGGUUUUACAGCAAGUAUAAACUUCCAUAAGUGAUGUUUUUGUGUUUCUGUUUGAGGUGAGUUUGACUUGUUAAUAUAGCAAUAUAAUCCCAUUUUUUGCUGUGUUUAAUAUUUUGUGCCGCAGCUGUUUAUGUAUCUGUUUGGUGAACUGAAAUCCAGCUGUAACACAUUUAGAGGAAACACAGAACCACUCUGGAUCACAUUUUCUCUCAGUUUAUUUUUUAUAAACACACUGUUUUAACAUCGUACUGUGAUUUUAGAAUUUUCUGUAUUUUGGCUUUCUGCAUAUUCACCUCUAUAAUGAAUCAGAAUGUAAUAUGCAUGUUAUAUGAAAGAAUACUAAUAAUAAUGUAUUUUAGAUAUUGAUUUAUUUUGUAAUUAUGUGAUGUACUGUAUAAUAUUGGGUGUUGUCUGAUUGCCUGUUGAAACACUGCUGCCCGACUACUGAUUUUGGUUUUGUGUUGAUUAUAGCUAACUUGUUGAUUUUUAGUUAUCUGAAAAACCAGUGCACUUUUAUUUUGAAUUAAAUGAGGAGAGAGAGUCCAAACCCUGAUCAGCUCUCAUAUAAUUGGCUGUGUAUUGACCAUGUGAUUGGACUCAUGACUGGUUAGCAUGGCGCUAUGGCUGCAGAUAGCCCUUUUUUUUUUACUGCAGUUGCAAAGUAGUUAAUUGAAAGUUACCUUAAAGGAUAAGUCUGGUGAUAUUCUGUAUUUUUCUUCUUGUCAACAAAUCCCUUGAAAAUACCAAAAACAACAAUAAACUGAUCCUACUAACAAGUAUUGUCUGUGUAAAGCCUGAUAUAUGUUACUCCUCUGUGCCAUAGAGCUCCAUUGUUGUCCAGAAAUUAUUGAAAACACAUCAGUGUUGCACUGGGUGACAUGUUCCUUCAUUACAAUGUAGUUUAUUUUGGAUUGAUCCCACAUCACUAUCCUAGUGCUGAAAAUACUCAGCCCCAAAUGUGUAUUAAUCCGCAGCUGAAAAUAGUCCCCAACAAAUGCACUAUUUACUCCUAUUUGAGUAACGAUUGCCAAAAACUACAGUGGCCAGCUGUUUUAAAAAGUGAAACUAUAUAUUUGUGACCUGUUUUUAAAGAUUUGCGUCUUCAGAAACCACUGGACUUAUGGGUUGAGUGCCACAGACAGGGGUACGGGAGUCAGAAAGUAUUCAUGGGAUUUGUUGACAAUAAGAAAAAUAUAGAACAAUAAGAAAAAUAUAGAAUAUCUGUCAAACAUAUUCUGAAAUGUGAAAUAAAAAGCUACCAGAAACUCUCAUAAAGCAGAUUUAUGAAACUGACUGACUGAAAUUGGGUGCUGUGUUUGUGAUACAAAAACAUUUCAUACUUUUUAAGUGUUUAAUGACAAAUCUACAAAUUGUCAUAAUGAAAUUUAUUUUUUAAAAUGUUUUCUGGUAUUAUUUGGUCUGGAAACAGGUUAAAAAAAUUAGAAAUAUAAUUAAUACCAGUUAAAAGUGGGUGACUGCCCAAUGGUGGAUGAUGCUAAUUGUUGGAAAAUUAUAUAAAUAAUAAUUGCUGCAUUUUUCAUUUGAGUGAAAUAAAGAAGAAAGGGAAAUGUGAA